Molecule: messenger RNA, 3259 nt
Organism: Panicum virgatum (switchgrass)
Lineage: Eukaryota; Viridiplantae; Streptophyta; Magnoliopsida; Poales; Poaceae
Product: probable GDP-L-fucose synthase 1
Exons: 6
Coding region: 184-1647 (487 amino acids)
Biological process (GO): nucleotide-sugar biosynthetic process
Molecular function (GO): GDP-L-fucose synthase activity
Source: RefSeq, a predicted model, not a curated record
GCCACAAUUGCUGGCCCGGCCCACGACCACGAGCCCUGCCUUACCCCGGAGUCCCGACUCACUCUGUUCUUGAGAAUCUGAAGUUCUGAACCUGCACCUGCAGCAGCAGAGUGCCCGGUCCGGCGGCUCCCCAUUCGACCAUCUCCGGCCGCCGCCCCUCCGUCGGCCCGUCUCCCCAGCGGCAUGGGCACCGUCACGGCCGCCGAUCCGCACACCUCCUUCCUCGCCGACAAGGACGCCAAGGUCUUCGUCGCCGGGCACCGGGGCCUCGUCGGUUCCGCGGUCGUGCGCCGCCUCCUCUCGCUCGGCUUCACCUCCGUCGUCGUCCGGACCCACGCCGAGCUCGACCUCACCCGCCAGGCCGACGUCGAGGCCUUCUUCGCCGCCGAGCGCCCGCGCUACGUCGUCCUCGCCGCCGCCAAGGUCGGCGGCAUCCACGCCAACUCCACCUUCCCCGCCGACUUCAUCGCCGCCAACCUCCAGAUCCAGACCAACGUCGUCGACGCCGCGCUGCGCUCCGGCUCCGUCCGCAAGCUCCUCUUCCUGGGCUCCUCCUGCAUCUACCCCAAGUUCGCGCCGCAGCCCAUCACCGAGGGCGCGCUCCUCUCCGGCCCGCUCGAGCCCACCAACGAGUGGUACGCCGUCGCCAAGAUCGCCGGCAUCAAGAUGUGCCAGGCAUACCGCAUCCAGCACGGCCUCGACGCCGUCUCCGCCAUGCCCACCAACCUCUACGGCCCGCACGACAACUUCCACCCGGAGAACUCGCACGUCCUGCCCGCGCUCAUCCGCAGGUUCCACGAGGCCAAGGCGUGCGACGCCCCCGAGGUCGUCGUAUGGGGCUCGGGCUCGCCGCUGCGGGAGUUCCUGCACGUCGAUGACCUCGCCGACGCGGUCAUCUUCUUGAUGGACCAGUACUCCGGGCUGGAGCACGUCAACGUGGGGAGUGGGAGCGAGGUCGCCAUCAAGGAGCUCGCUGAGCUGGUGAAGGAGGUGGUGGGGUUCCAGGGGAAGCUGGUGUGGGACUCCAGCAAGCCGGACGGCACACCCAGGAAGCUCAUGGAUAGCUCCAAGAUACAAGGCAUGGGGUGGAAGCCUAAGAUCGCCCUCAAGGAGGGCCUCGUCGAAACCUACAAAUGGCUACUUCCAGCAGCACUCCAGUCGCGGAUGCGGAUAACAUCAUCAAUGCGCAACCGGACCCAGCACUAUCGUCGCGGGAGACGGACUCCGUUCCAGCAAAAUGCGAAUGCGGGCGCGAAAAUAGUCCUACGGGCGCGAGAGCCGGUUUCUUCCCGCCAGAAACGGCGAGCGGGAGCGGAGGGGGGAUCCGGACCUUGGCGAGCCUCGGCCCCGCGCCGGGCACCGGCGGCGCAGUGCAGUGGCGACGCGGCGCGGGCGACUGCCCGCAUCAGGAGAAGGAGCCGGUGGCGGUGGCGGCGGCGGCCGGAGGUGCGCGCAGGCAGGGCGAGGCGGGGGCGCGGCGGUAGAGAGCAUGUGCCCAGCGGAGGCGACCGACGACGGGGUCGGCGAGCUGAAGGUCGACGUCCAUCCUCACGCGUCCACAGCGGUACGGCCUUCGGUCCUCCAAGCAUUGAGGUAGCGGGCGGAGGGCGUUGGAUUACAGACCAAGUGAGCAUCAGAACGAGCUGAAGAUGGCCUGGAGAAGGGCAAGAAAGCGCUAGCGCGAGUUGCAGCAGUUCCACGCCCACCAUGAGCUUCUGACCAUGACAACCAUUGUUCAAAUUAUUGAAGAAGAAGAAGAAGAAGAACAUCCUCGCCGCGGCUCUAUAGUUGGCAGGAAAACGGUGCCCAGGGACAGGUUCAGCGGCUAUUGGAGGUUGAUGCAAGAUUAUUUCCUCGAUCCUCCAGUCUUCGACGAUAAUCACUUCCGUUGCCGCUUUCGAAUGUGCAAAGCUAUGUUUAUUGACAUUUGCCAUGCUGUUGCGGCGCGGAAUGACUACUUCAAGAGGAAACCCAAUGCCGUAGGUCUGCCGGGGUUCACCACGGUACAGAAGGUAACCGUUGCCUUGCGUUUGCUUGCAUAUGGAGGGUGUGCGGACCGCCUUGUUGAGUACAUUCGUAUGGGGGAGACCACCAUCCUUGAGAGCCUGGAUCACUUCACUAGGACUGUGAUUGAUCUCUAUGGACAGUCGUAUCUUAGACCACCCAAUGCUGAAGACAUUGCUAGGCUCCUUCGGAAAGCAGAAGAAAGAGGAUUUCCCGGCAUGAUUGGUAGUAUCGAUUGUAUGCAUUGGGAGUGGGAGAAGUGCCCUACAAGUUGGCACGGUCAAUAUAGGGGCCAUUACAAGAAACCUACAAUUAUCCUUGAGGCUGUAGCAAGUUAUGAUUUUAGGAUUUGGCAUGCCUUCUUUGGCAUGCCAGGAUCUUGCAAUGAUAUUAAUGUCUUACAUCGAUCUCCGGUAUUUGACAACCUUGCUAGAGGCAUUGGACCUGCAGUGAAUUUCAAUGUCAAUGGGAGGGAUUACAAUAUGGGAUAUUAUCUUGCUAAUGGUAUCUACCCUCCUUGGGCUACUUUGAUCAAUGGCAUCUCUAGUCCUCAAAGCAAUAAGCACAAGUACUUUACACUUAAACAAGCGGAGUACCGGAAGGAUGUGGAGCGUGCAUUUGGUGUGCUGCAAGAAAAGUAUGCAAUCAUGAAGGGACCAGCUAGGAGGUUCAGUCCAGUGGCACUCAAGUAUAUAGUUGAUUGUGUAAUCAUCCUACACAAUAUGGGUAUUGAAUAUGAGAAAGGAAUGGAGGAAUUGAGAAUUGAAGAUUAUGACGACGCGACAAGGCCAACGUUAGCUCCUAAUCGAAACAUUCCUAAAAUUCUUAGAUUGAUUGCACGACACCGCCAAAUCCAAAGCCGAUCGGCUAAUGAACAGCUGAAAGCCGAUCUGAUUGAGCAUGUUUGGAACAAGUUCGGGGCUCAGUAGGACCACCAUCAUCAUAGAUCUUUGGAGUGGAAGGUGUACCAUGGGGUAGCGUGCUGUGUGUAUUUUGGACAGUUAAUGGAAUGAAGUUAAGUGCUAGGCUGAUCUUUAGGUUUGUUUAGCACCUGUAGAAGUCACCAUGCAGUGUAUGUUCUGUAAAACCAGUAUGUGUACCAUGGGGGUAGGCUGUUGUGUGUAUUUUGGACAGUUAAUGGAAUGAAGUUAAGUGCUAGGCUGAUCUUUAGGUUUGUUUAGCACAUGUAGAAGUCACCAUGCAGUGUAUGUUCUGUAAAACCAGUAUGUUCUGUAUGUAUCUCCUUUUAACUGAA